AUGAGAGUGCAUGGAGACAACUUCAUGAUGGUCUUGAUUUCCACGUGCUUAACCAACUUCACUUUGAGGAACCACAUGAUAUACCUCCUAAAAGUCAAGGAGCAAACUCCUCUCCUCCAGUUGAAGUCUCGCACGCUGAAGAUGAAAAUUCCCCAGGGUCGAAUGAUAGUUACCUGGCUGCAUCAUCGAAUCAAGAGAUCCCCUCAUCACCAAUUCAACCUGCCCCACCUAACUCGAAUGAGUCGACUGCUGGAGCUAGCGAGCAUCCUGUCCCCACAGUUAAGCUUCGAUGAAGUGACAGGCAACCUCAGCUACCUCGACCUUUUGAAGGGUUUGAUGUCACUCUUCCCGCGUCGCUCUCCCAAUCAGAUCCAUCCGCUAGAACGGUUCAGCAUCCCAUUGUGA
Messenger RNA from Linum trigynum, 405 nucleotides. NCBI's taxonomy places the organism in Eukaryota, Viridiplantae, Streptophyta, Magnoliopsida, Malpighiales, Linaceae. The record is from the annotation of a GenBank genome assembly.